AUGCCUGCCCCCACCAUGUGCAGUUUCUGCCCCCACAAUGUGCAGUUCCUGUCCCCACCAUAUGCAUUUACUACUCCCACAUGUGCAGUGCCUGCCCCCACAAUGUGCAGUUGCUGCCCCCACCACGUGCAGUUCCUGCCUACACCAUAUGCAGUUCCUGCCCCCGCCAUGGGCAGUUCCUACCCCCACAAUGUGCAGUUCCUGCUCCCACCAUAUGCAGCUCCUGCCCCCACCAUGAUGUGCAGUUCCUACCCCUUUCAUGUGCAGUGCCUGUCCCUACCAUGGGUAGUUCCCACUCCCCACAAUGUGCAGUUCCUGCGCCCACCAUGGGCAGUUCCUACUUCCACUAACUGCAGUUCCUCCUCCCACCAUGUACCUGCCCCCAACAUGUGCAGUUCCUGCCUCCACUAA
Schistocerca piceifrons (Central American locust) is the source of this 411-nucleotide messenger RNA. RefSeq names its product protein TRACHEARY ELEMENT DIFFERENTIATION-RELATED 7A-like. Bases 1 to 411 code for a protein of 136 amino acids. Lineage: Eukaryota; Metazoa; Arthropoda; Insecta; Orthoptera; Acrididae. The transcript has a single exon. The record is from RefSeq and is a predicted model, not a curated record.